This is a messenger RNA of Vitis vinifera (wine grape), 947 nucleotides long. Its product is annotated as peptidyl-prolyl cis-trans isomerase Pin1. The transcript is spliced from 2 exons. Gene Ontology annotation, molecular function: peptidyl-prolyl cis-trans isomerase activity. NCBI's taxonomy places the organism in Eukaryota, Viridiplantae, Streptophyta, Magnoliopsida, Vitales, Vitaceae. Gene Ontology annotation, cellular component: cytosol; nucleus. The coding region runs from base 339 to 695 and encodes 118 amino acids. The record is from RefSeq and is a predicted model, not a curated record.
UAAUCUAUCAUCAUUUACUGUAUGUAUAUCUUUUAAUUAUUAGGAUUUAAACCAACACUAAUUCAUAUGGGUGGGCUGGCUAUCUUACAAUCAGAGAAAGCCACAUCAUUACCACAGUGGAUAGGCUAAACGCUGUCGUUUUGCGGGUCACAGCAUCACAGCCCCGGACGCCUUUAUAUUCACAGGGAGGUUUUCCAGUCGCAGGUCGCAUUUAGAUCGAGAGAUCGAGAAGAGAGAGGGAGACAAAGAGAGUAGCGAAGAUAGAGCCGGAUCGAAAGAGGAAGAAAACUUCGAUCUCAUCUGCAGAUCGAGCGGAGCACAACAAAAAGAAGGGGAAAAUGUCGUCGAAUCAGGUGAGGGCUUCGCACAUCUUGAUCAAGCACCAAGAUUCCAGAAGGAAGGCGUCUUGGAGAGAUCCUGAAGGUCGAGUCAUAAAGGCCACCACCAAAGAAAGUGCCGUCACUCAGAUUAAGGCCAUUCGCGACGACAUCAUUUCUGGCAAAUCUAAGUUCUCCGACGUCGCUUCUCAAAUCUCCGAUUGCAGCUCUGCCAAGCGCGGCGGCGAUCUCGGGCCAUUUGGUCGGGGUCAGAUGCAAAAGCCUUUUGAAGAAGCAACAUAUGCUCUUAAAGUUGGGGAGAUUAGCGACAUCGUGGAAACUGAUAGUGGGGUUCACAUCAUAAUGAGGACUGGUUGAUCAUCGCAGAAGAAGCUCUUGGUUAGACUGAAACAAGGAGUCUUCUGAAAUAUGGUUGUUGCUCUUCCAAUAUGGGCAACAAUAUGACCAUCUUAUUACAGGGCACGAGGCCAUUGAUGUGUGUGGAGUGUUAGAACUUAUAAUACCCAAUUCUGAACUGUUUUGACCCAUUCCUUGGGAACAUCUAAAAUUUUUACCAGGUUGUGGAUUGAUGAGAUUUGUAUUAACUGAAUAAAAGCAUGGUUUGAUAUA